AAAUUUCAUAAAUUAUAAACUCAUUAGUUGUUAUUAUGAUUUACAGAACAGUGAACACCAAUGAAUGAUUGAGUUACCUACCUAUAUAGUUAACUGUUGUCAAACAUUUUAUUUUUAAUUUUGUAGCAGAUUUCAAAUCCUGAAGUAAACAUUUUUGCAAUUUACAUUAUGAGGUUUUAAUGAAGCUCAAUGCAGGUAAAUAGGUACUUAUAUAUUAUGUAUGUUCUUUUCGAUUAUCAAUUAUCUAUUUGCAAAAUCACAUCAAGCGCAAGAGGAAAUUUCCAUUCACGUUGUGAAGCAUCGAAAUAGUUUUGUGUUUAAAUUUCAACCAAUCCAGUUUGUCAUCUUACGUUGAACAUUAUUUUUGAUCCUUCAAAAUGAUACGGUUUUAUAUUCUAAGUUUUCUACUGGAGUUUGUUUUGAUCUCAGCUCAAUCUUAUCAUCGUGCGACUAUGGGUGAAUAUUUCAUUGAUUGGAAAGUCAUUGGGGCAUGCCCACAAGAAAAAAGAGGCACUGAUGAGAUUCUCACCGACGUUCGUGUUACUAAACGGAACCGUAAAGCUGAGGUCAUUGGCAAUGUCACGUAUAAGAUACCCUUCGACGAUACCAUUUCGGCGAAAUUUAACUUCGCUGUUCUGGGUUCCAAUUUAGCCUGGCUACCGAACGCUUACAGUUUGACAUUUCCAAAAGCAUGUUCUGGUUUUUCAAAUAUGAUGGGACCGAUUUGGAUCGAUUUGCUGAAGCAUAUGAAAAUGUCUACAAAAUGCCCUACGCCCAAAGGUGUUUAUAUAAUGAGUGGUUACGACGUUGACAGCUUAUUGCGAAAUUCAGCUUUUCCAAAACAGUUCAUUUAUGGUCGUUACAAAAUAACAAUUGAAUUUUUAAACAACAAGAAUGCAUUGCUAGGGUGUUCUUAUUUCAUUGUCGAUGUUCUUCCACUUUGGCAAAAGAAGAAACACUCAGGAACCGAGUAAUCAAAAAUAUCCUCCUGCAGUCUGAAAGCAUGCAACCUAUAAAACUUGUUUCCACUAAUUGCUGUAUCAGCUGUUUCAUCGUUAAUCACCGGAAAACGAAA
This is a messenger RNA of Planococcus citri (citrus mealybug), 1075 nucleotides long. RefSeq lists its product as uncharacterized. The transcript has 4 exons. The coding region runs from base 378 to 974 and encodes 198 amino acids. Lineage: Eukaryota; Metazoa; Arthropoda; Insecta; Hemiptera; Pseudococcidae. The record is from RefSeq and is a predicted model, not a curated record.